Anopheles coustani is the source of this 2597-nucleotide messenger RNA. It is a transcript of the gene wls, whose product is annotated as protein wntless. The coding region runs from base 135 to 1775 and encodes 546 amino acids. Gene Ontology annotation, molecular function: Wnt-protein binding. Gene Ontology annotation, biological process: intracellular protein transport; Wnt protein secretion; Wnt signaling pathway. The record is from RefSeq and is a predicted model, not a curated record. The transcript has 5 exons. NCBI's taxonomy places the organism in Eukaryota, Metazoa, Arthropoda, Insecta, Diptera, Culicidae. Gene Ontology annotation, cellular component: organelle membrane; endomembrane system.
GUCUGCCAUUUUGCCGGUGCAAUCCUGGUAAUAAAAGCAAGUCUCUUGGAGUGGGCUAGCAAGCCUAGUUUGUAUUGUUUUGAUUAUCGACGAGAUUCCUAGAUAAAGUUAAAUUGUGCCGUGUUACCGGCAGAAUGUCGGGAACAAUAUUAGAAAAUCUCAGUGGAAAAAAGUUGAGCAUUUUAGUAGCGUGCCUGUUGUUGCUGCAGUUCCUUUGCUUUUUACUGGGUGGCCUUAUAGCACCUGUACCAGCUAGUGUCCAAACAAUUCUUGCAACUAUAUGCAAAGACAUCCCCGGAUCGCACAAUGACACCACAAUAUGGCUGUAUUCACGGGGCGAGGACCAAUGUCGAAGUUUGGAUCAUUUAGAUAUUGAAAACGAUGACAUGAAGAUGGCAAACCAAAUCGUAUUUGUAUUUCAAAUGCCACUUCCUCGCGAAGGCCGACAACUGGAUUACUCUCGGUGGCAGCAAAAUUUAAUAGGUGUUCUCCAAACGGAUAUUGUUUUUGACGCUAAUAUGUUGCAUACACCGCACACCAAGAUUACGAUUGACGCCCGGUUAGCAUAUCGGAAUAAGGGUGAUUCUGAUCAAGAUUGGAAAUAUUUAGCCUCGUCCUUGGAGCAACGAGAUUUGGACUGCACAGCUAAUAAUGUAACCGACGACUAUUUAUACAAUUGCAAUACCAUUCCAUUGUUUGAACUUGGUUCGUUACACCAUGACUUCUACCUUCUAAAUGUCCGACUCCCGGUGGAUAGCAGCCUUCGAAUGAACCUGGAUAUUGGUCAUAUUAGAGAUUUGCACCUAUCGGUAAUUUACCAGAACGGUGGCUUCACAAAAGUAUGGGUUUCUCUGAAAACUGCAUUCCUACCGUUUAUCUGCUUAAUUUUGGUUUGGUUCUGGCAACGAGUACAUCUUCUUCAGCGCAAACCGGCCUUGCUAGAGGUGAUGCUAUUAUCACUUGGCUGUGCAUUAAGCUUUUUGAACCUUCCUCUUGAGUAUUUUACACUUUUCUUUGAUAUGCCCUUCAUGCUGCUACUGAGUGACAUUCGGCAAGGAAUAUUUUACGCAGCAUUACUCUCGUUUUGGCUGGUAUUCGCCGGAGAACAUAUGCUGAUUCAAGAAACAGGAGAUAAAUCAAGCCUAAAAACAUAUUGGAAGCACCUGAGUGCCGUGGUUGUUGGUUGUGUUUCUCUUUUUUUAUUUGAUUUGUGUGAACGAGGAAUUCAGCUACGCAAUCCUUUUUAUUCCAUAUGGGUAUCUAAAAUUGGAGCUAAUGUAGCACUUGGAUUCAUCAUAUCGGCUGGUAUUUCUGCAGCACUGUACUUUUUCUUUCUUUGUUAUAUGAUCUGGAAAGUGUUUUGUAACAUAAACAUCAAGCGAACCUCACUUCCGUCGAUGUCAUCUGCUCGAAGACUCCAUUACGAAGGAAUCAUCUACCGUUUUCAGUUCUUAAUGCUGGCCACUUUGCUUUGUGCAGCCUUAACGAUUAUUGGGUUCAUCAUUGGCCAAGUUUCGGAAGGGCGUUGGAAGUGGGAUGAAAAUAUUGACAUAGAGUUCACUUCAGCUUUUUUUACCGGUGUGUAUGGUAUGUGGAACAUUUACAUCUUUGCGCUCAUCGUAUUGUAUGCUCCAAGUCACAAGAAGUGGCCGUCGAAUGAAACUACAGAAAACAUAAUGAGUGAAGAGAUUGAAUUCAGCAACCUGCCAUCAGAUUCUAAUCCAAGUGAAAUCUCUUCCCUCACUCAAUUCGCGCGUAAAGCAGCGCAGGAUUGAACUUUAACUAACCAAUUUCGGACAGUAUUCGCAAUGUAUUUCAGCAUCGCUUUAUCAUACGUUGCGGUUAAUUAAUGAUCUUCCGUUUUAAUGAAAGAAUUUAUAGAAGCCACAUAGAUUGUGUUUUCAAAUACAUAGCAAAGUCAUUAGUAAGCCAGGCGAGUACAGAAAAUAUCUAUUCUCAAUCAUAAGUGUGUAUUUCUUCAGCAUCUCAGUAUUAACGUGUUCAUGUUAGUUAACAACAUAUUCAAAUUCAUAAUAAAUAUACAGCGUAGGGUUUAAAUUUCAUACUUUAUUAAACUCAACAAAAUGUGUGUGUUAAAUGAAACAUGCUAUUUAAAUCACAAUCGACUAAGCUAAGACUUAUAACAAAACUCUUACCUUAAAAAUAUUUUUCAUAUACAUAUUGUAUCUAUUAAGUUUUAGCUAUUUUUUUGUAUGGAGUUUCGUGAUCACACGACCAAUUACCAGUUUCUGUCAAUGUUGAGGCCGCCGCCUUCGAGUUGAACUUUGGGGAUGAAAAUUUUCACUUUAGUAACAGGAGCGUAGGAUUACCUUAAAAACUUCUAAAUCCCAAAAUUGUAGUAUCAUUUGCGGUUAAAUUAAAGAUACUUACCUAUGUAAAAUCUUUUUUGAUGAUGUGUAUCAAUAACUUGACAAAAGGAGGUAAUUUAUUAUUGAUUAAAGUGCUUCUAUUUAAUCUUGAGUACAGCAAUGGCGAUGAAGGCAUGCAGCUUAAACUUAAGCAAUAUAAGGCGCCAAACUUGACAAUUUAAAAUACCCGCCAAUUUACGAAAUGUUAACAAAAUCAGAUUGCAAUAA